Cuscuta epithymum is the source of this 2166-nucleotide messenger RNA. NCBI's taxonomy places the organism in Eukaryota, Viridiplantae, Streptophyta, Magnoliopsida, Solanales, Convolvulaceae. The record is from the annotation of a GenBank genome assembly.
CUAGCUCCUUCAAAGAGAAAAGCUUCCAUUCCGGAAUGGAUAAUUGAAAAAAUAGGGGCAAAAAAAGAAGAAGACUUUCCAUGGGGUACGUGGGCGUUUAGAGAAUCCUUGGUUUCAUUGAGAAAGAAUUUGGAUGCAAAGCUUAAAGGAAUCCAUAAUAAUGAUAUGUCACCAACAUUAAAUUACACAGGAUUUUUAAUCCCCAUAUCGAUAUUGCUUAUGGAAUGCGCCCCCGAUUUUGCUCAAAAGUUUGCCGUUAGAACGUCUCAAAGUAUUCCUGUUAGGCCACGGUUAUGUUUGUGGACGCACAAGACAAAAACAAAAAUCUUUAACAGACAUGUUAAAGAAGCUGUGGAAUCAACAAAAAGGGUGCAAAGUAUACUCCUACCUGACUCUAUGGAGGUUGGUUCUACUUGGAUGAUGAACUUAAGGCACAUAGAAGAUACUCACUCGAGUGCCGAGCUGGAUAGAUAUGUCAAAGCAUUAGAGCAAAAUUUAAUCUCUAUUCCAGUCUCCUGCAAAAGGAAGUUAAGUGAGGUGAAGGAUCAUGCCAAGGAGAAACGGUCUUCUAAAAAGGUGAAGGUGUUAAGGAAGAAAAUUGAUAAGGUGGAGAGGAAGAAGAAAGAUGAAGAAUGUGAAAGAAAUCAAGUUUCUCCCACUCAAACUGAGACCACACAGACUUCUACUGCAUCUCCUCAUGCCGCACACAUGCCUUUCUCUCCGUUUCAUCACACUAAAGAGGCAUCUAUGUCCACUCAGUUUCCUGUUAAUGAAAAUUCUGUACAAUCAUAUAUUGAUAAAAAAUGUGAAGAGGAGAAAGAGGAAAAUGUUGAGGAUGAGGCUGUUAAUGAGUAUCAAGAGCAAGAGGUUGAACUUGGUGUUCAACAAGAUGCUGCAGCCCUGAUUAAGGUGGUUCUACAAGAUGUUAAUAUGGAGGAGGGUGAGGAAGUAGCAGGGGAGAAUAAUAAUGUGUCACAAGAAAAAAAAGAUGUAAAUUACUUUAUGUUCGUCGUUCGACCAAAAAAAAUAUGUCAAAAUGAACCAUAUUCUGAAAUUGAGGAGAUUGAAGAGGCAUCAGAUCAAAUUAAUGAGUUAGCACAAGAAAGAGAGAUUAACAUUGUUAAUGUCACUACUCUUAGUGAUGAGGUUUAUGUGGAAAAGAGUGAAGAUGAUACAAAGCAAUGCGAUGAGCAGGUUAAAAAUAUAAAUGCCUUAAUCCAGAGUGAUGAGGCUUUACAGCAUGCUAUUGAUUCUUCUUCUGCUGUUAUUGAUCCUGUUGAAUCUGUGUACUCCCGGGUUCAAUCUGUUCUCAAGUCACUACCCAAGUCAAUGUCCAGCUUAGGAUCCGGUGCUAUUCCAUGUGAAGUUCGUUUGUUUAAAGACAAUGCAACUUCUGCAAAAGAAAUCUUUGACAAGCUGAAAGCAUACCCUUUGGAGGACUUGGCUGAUCCACAGCAUGAAGCUGCAAUGUUGGAGUCACUCUCCAUACUCGCUAACAAUCUUUCUUUGUUCAGCAAUGGGCAGGCUGAAGAGAUUUUGAGCUUGAGUGAUUCUUUUCCUCAGAUGAUGAGGGAAUGGAGGGAAUUGAGUAAAAUAAAGGGGGUCAGUGAGCAUCUUUGGACUACUUUUGAGAAGACGAAGCGCUUGCUGGAGGAUUUAGUGAAAACGGAUGAAGGGAUAAAGAGUAAAGUGGAGGGGCUAGUUAGGAGGGAAAAGGAAUUGAAAGCUGAGCUCGAAAAAAUAGAAAGCGAUAUUCGGCAACUAAAGGUGGAAAGAGGAGAAGUGUCGAAACAGACUAAGAAAGUGUGUGAUCUUGUUGAGGAGCAGGCUUGCACUAUUGAAGGAAGAGAGGCUGAGGUGGAUGGCGCCAACAAAAAGAUGGAGAGUUUGAAGUCCAAAUGGGAUGCAAUGAGACUUCAUCUUGUUGCUUGAAAAGAAAAUAAAAUCUUGGUUGUGUCUAGCUACUAAGUUGUAGGCUCGUUUAGACCUAAUUAUGUGUAUAAGUGUGGUUUAAAAUCUAUUGUCUAUACAAACAUUAGAGAUAGUCUUGUCUAUAUCUUUGAUUCUCUUGGUGCAUUGGGAAGUGUGAUACAAAUGGUCAGUACAUGAUUUCAAGACUCAAUUUUAUGUGCCGGAUGUUAACCUUAUUACGUAAGUUCAUUAACC